UCUCGCGAGAGUAGGAGUUUUGGCGAGAGUUUGUGGAAGAUGGCGCCUGUUGUGACAGGGAAAUUUGGUGAGCGACCUCAACCUAAACGGCUCACCAGGGAAGCUAUGAGAAAUUAUUUAAAGGAGCGAGGUGAUCAAACAGUCCUAAUUCUUCAUGCAAAAGUUGCACAGAAAUCUUACGGAAACGAAAAGAGGUUUUUUUGCCCCCCUCCGUGUGUCUAUCUUAUGGGUAGUGGAUGGAAGAAAAAAAAAGAACAGAUGGAGCGGGAUGGCUGCUCUGAACAAGAGUCCCAACCAUGUGCCUUUAUUGGGAUUGGGAACAGUGACCAAGAAAUGCAGCAGUUGAACCUGGAAGGAAAGAACUAUUGCACAGCAAAAACCUUGUACAUAUCUGACUCUGACAAGAGAAAGCACUUCAUGUUAUCAGUAAAAAUGUUCUAUGGCAAUAGUGACGAUAUCGGCGUGUUCCUCAGUAAACGGAUCAAAGUAAUCUCCAAGCCUUCUAAGAAGAAACAGUCACUGAAAAAUGCAGACUUGUGCAUUGCAUCAGGGACUAAAGUGGCACUAUUUAAUAGACUCCGGUCGCAAACUGUUAGCACCAGAUACUUGCACGUAGAAGGAGGAAACUUCCACGCCAGCUCACAGCAGUGGGGGGCCUUUUAUAUUCAUCUCCUGGAUGAUGAUGAAUCAGAAGGAGAAGAAUUCACUGUUCGAGAUGGCUACAUUCAUUACGGACAGACGGUCAAGCUUGUUUGCUCAGUUACUGGCAUGGCACUCCCAAGACUGAUAAUUCGGAAAGUGGACAAACAGACCGCAUUACUAGAUGCGGAUGAUCCAGUGUCACAGCUCCAUAAGUGUGCAUUCUACCUUAAAGAUACAGAAAGAAUGUACCUGUGCCUUUCUCAAGAGCGAAUUAUCCAGUUUCAAGCCACUCCGUGCCCCAAAGAACCAAAUAAAGAGAUGAUUAAUGAUGGAGCUUCGUGGACGAUCAUUAGCACAGAUAAAGCAGAGUAUACCUUUUAUGAGGGGAUGGGACCUGUCCACGCUCCAGUAACACCUGUGCCUGUUGUGGAAAGUCUUCAAUUGAAUGGCGGUGGGGACGUAGCAAUGCUGGAACUAACAGGGCAGAACUUCACUCCAAAUUUACGCGUCUGGUUUGGAGAUGUCGAAGCAGAAACAAUGUACAGGUGCGCCGAAAGCAUGCUGUGUGUUGUUCCUGACAUUUCUGCAUUCCGAGAAGGCUGGCGGUGGGUUCGUCAACCUGUCCAGGUGCCAGUAACGUUGGUCCGCAAUGAUGGCAUAAUCUACUCUACCAGCCUUACGUUUACUUACACGCCAGAGCCAGGGCCCCGACCCCACUGCAGUGCUGCUGGAGCAAUCCUCAGGGCCAACUCGAGCCUCCUGGCAUCUAGCGAAACAAAUGCAAACAGUGAGGGAAGUUACACAAAUGUCAGCACAAACCCAACCAAUGUCACGUCAUCAGCGGCAACGGUAGUUUCCUAACCACUGCUCUUGCUGUGGACCUUUUUUUCUAAAAAAACAAAACAAACCCUUGACUUUUAAGUGCUUCAAACAAUAAAACUGAACAAUUUUUGUGGUUUCAUGGGGAAAAAACAAUUCUUCACUACUAUUUGAACUUUUAUCACCUGCAAGUGCUGAUCUCAGUGGAAGCCACACAUUUUAAAAAAAGAAAAGAAAGAAAUGUGUGUGAGGAAUUACUCUGUAUUCAAAUUCUAUUUUUAGCUGUCUUUAUAAAAAUGGGCACGGAUUUAAAAAUAAUAAAAGUGGCUGGGGAAAAAAGUUGAUCUAGAAAACAUGGACAUAACAUAGUUUUUAUGGACCAAGGAACGCUUUAGUAUAAAAGGUACAUUUUCACCAUACCUUUUUGUAUCACAACAUAUAGUACGCUUUUGUUACCAAAUAGUUUAUAUAUUGGUUUUUUUUCCUCUGAGCAUUUGCUCUGAAGUAUAUUCAGGUUCCAAGCCUGACCAUGCUUGUAUAAUCUAAUUACCAUACUCUUCCAGUUUUUUAAAAUAUAUAUAUAUAUAUAUAUUUUUGGUCUAUGGCUGGAACUGUUCCUUUUUUUUAAACUGAAGUCUUGUGACUUUUUACGAACUGAAAUUUUUGUUUUUAUUUUUCAGCAAGUAGAACCUUGUAAAGGCCAGCAUAUUUUUUUUAAGAUUAUAUGAAGUUUGUGCAAAAGCUUUAAAACAGACGCCUCUGCCUUGCCUGCAACACAUGCCAUGUGUGUUACCUUUAGAGUUCGGGGGGGGGGGAGGGAGGGGGUGUUUCAUUUUGGCCAUGGUUGAUAGAUCUUUUUGUGUUCCUUUUUAUGUAUUUAUAGUGUUGAUUCCUGAGGUUUUUAACAUUGCAAACAGGGCCUCUUGCGCAGUUAUCCUAACUGUUCACAUUACCGGCAUAUGUUCGUGUUAUAAAGGGUUCGUCUCUUCCUUUCAGUCAAUAUAUAUGUGUCAGAAAAUAUGUUCAGGAUUGCUCUAGGUUUUUUGUUGGCUAAUCUUGAACAUAAUUUGGUAUUAUGCGUAAGUUAAGUAUGCGUGUGUGUAUGUUUUAAGUGGACUGUUCCCAAUAACUUCAUUUGGCAGCAUGUUUUUGGUAUCAUCGACAUACAGCAGCAUUUUUCCUCAAGCAUUGGCCACAAAUGGACCUCUCCAUCAUGGAUCGGGCUUUCCGUGUCUUUCCUUGGGUGUUAAGCCGACGCUUGAUUUAGUUUUGUAUGAUUUUUCUGUGCCUGUGUUAGAAGUGGCUGUACAGUGAAAUAAUAGUACUUAGAAAAGGAUUAGUGCAAAAGCACUGAUUGGACUUGCUCCUUCUUUCUCUUCCCUGCCGGCAACCAGGUGCAGUGUUCCUGUCCUCUCCCAGUUGUGUUAUAACUGAGGGUCACUUAAUACCACUACUGUUUUCUCCUCUCCAAAGUAAUUUCCAGAAGCUCCUCACUGAGAGCUCUCUGGGUCACUUGUAAAUGAAUCUUUAAUGCACAUUGGCCAAGAUCUAAAGCAGAAGUCCCCAACCUUUUUGAGCCUGUGGGCAGCUUUGAAAUUCUGCCACAGGAAGUGGGGACAACCAUAAAAUGUCAGGGAGCCAGAUUAUGCAUGAUUGUCAUUGUAAAUACUACAAUGUUUUAGGCUGAGCAUCUGUUUAAUAGGAUGCCUUUUGAUCUGCCCAACCAAUCAGAUCUCCAAUGGCCAAUCAGAAGCCCUGCUGGGCAAAAUUCCCACCUACUUUCUUAAAAAUGCUUGGCAGGCAUCAGGAAAGGUGUCGGUAUGCAGCACAGGGCCCAUGGGCUGCACAUUGGGGAACCCUGAUCCAAAGAGUGCUUCUCCUGUGAUUGUGGAAGUGGCUGAUUCCCCUUCCCCCUUUGCAAUUGCCAUCUUUUAUGCCAUGCCAAAUGCCACUAUGGAGGAUCCCAGACUUCAGGAGCUCCUUUCUAGAGAAAGCAAAUUGCUGUAGAAAGAGGGCCUUGAAAACCCAGAGCACGUGUGAAAUCCAUGCACGACAUUGUGGAUUCUUCAGCCGUUGGGUUCACUACCAUUAUAUACCCUGGAAGCUCAAAAGUUAAGGUUUAUUGGAUGAUCAGAAGGCACAGAAACUAAAUUUGUAUUGGACCCAGUCUUGAAACUGUCCUUCUGCCUAGAUCUUGCCAUGAGUUGAUUUCCAAGCCCCUUUUGUAGAGGAGAAAAAGUAAUUUUGUUAAUUUGACCAUUGAAAUGCAUUAGAAGGAUAUUAGAUAUACUUUUAUUUGGAACUUGCUAGACAUGCCUCCCCCCCAACCUACCAGUUGUUUUAAACAAUUUCAACAUUCUCUUCAUUGGUGAGCAUAGUAAAAAUUACUGACGCAGACUCAAUGGGGCUACCUUCCCUGGUGUGCAGUCCUCCUCCCCACAAAAGACGAACAUUUAGGAUCCACGUGAGUAGAGAUGGGCAUGAACCGAAAUACAAGCCAAAGUUUGGCAUGAAAUGGGCCGGUUCGUGGUUCGCGAACCGGUGGUUCAUCAGAGUCCAUUGCUGACGAACCACCACGAACUUUAGGCUGGUUCAUUUGGUUCAUUUUUUUGGUUCAUCGCUGCAGACAGCCGGGCACGGAUCAAUCAGUUUCCUAGGCAAGAGGGGAUGGACUUCCUGCAGACCUUCUGCUGACCCAGAAGUGACAAUUUGCUGACCCAGAUGUGACGUUUUCACAAACCAAAUGAACUGGUUCGCAAACCGGGGCAGGUUCGUGAAAUGCAACAAACCACGAACCGCACAGUGUUUUUUUUUUUUCAGUUCAUGCCCAUCUCUACACGUGAGUCCUGACUGCUCUGUAAACAAGAGACGCCAAUGCUGGAGCAAAUGGCUUCUUGCAGGGAAGCAUUUGACUUCACAGCUACACAACAUGAACAGGGUCUGUUGGGCUCAACGCUGUCUUCCGUUUUUAAAAGCUGCACUGUUGUUGAAUAUUGCUUCUCUGUAUGGGAUGUUUUUCUUAACUUGGAGCGCUGUUCUAGUUGUAGAGUUUCUGUGCAGCAUGAAGAUUGAAGGCAGGGUACUUAAAGGGAGAUGGCAGAAUGUUAAAUCAAUACUAGUGUCUUAAAAUGUGUUCCAUUCUAGGUCUUCCCUUAUGCUGUUUUUUUUUUUUCAUUUCAUGUCACCCCUACAAGGUCUUUGCGCCCAACUAGCUCUUAAUAUGAGGCACUUUUCGCCUCACUUCACAUCAUCCAUUUGUGCCUGGCUCUUUCUCUCUUUUGUGUGUGUGAGAGAGAGGGACGGAGACAGACACCAAGGGCAGGAUUCAUUGUGGCCUUACCUCUGGUUUAAGCUGCUCACUGGCAUUGGCUUGUAAGCCCGUAUACUUGUGCGUCUUUAACUUUCUCCUUGUUUGUACAGUAGCGGGUACUGCUUCACAGUGUCUGUUUGACGAUUUGUUGUUAGUAUGAUGCAGUUGUGUUUAACUUAGAAGCUUUUGGGCUGACCAGCUUUGAGAUGAAAGAGCAAUUUUUGUUUUGGGAUUUCGGUAAUAGCAAAAGAACAGUCAUUGCAUGUACCAUUAAAAAAACCUGUAAUGUAGUUUUCAUAUUUCACAGAGUAUUAUAGCAAAUUUCUCAGACCCUUCCAGACUUAAUUUAUAACACACAACCUUAUUUCAACACUUUGCUUAUAGUUGCAAUUUGCUUCUGCUUAAUCUAACGUUAGCGCCUGUGUUUUUCAAAACCGUCUAGCAGAUGAUGGGUUGGAUUUAAUGCAAAGACCAUGUGAUACCUCACAAGGAUUGCAUAUCUGCCCAUCUUGCCCUCCCCACCCCAGAAGCCAUUUCUGACUCUGAAAAGUUCAUUCUUGGGGUUGCAAGGCCUGUGUGGUGGAGUAAUAGCCCCCUUGGUUGGAAUGCAACGGUGGGGGAGGGAGAGGAGGUGAAAUUGCUCCCUGCUGAAAGUAAUCCAUUUCUCAUCUCUACUGCAGCCUUCCAGGCGCACAUGGUUAUUACUCCAUGCAGGUUGCACAAUCCCAGGAACAAACUUCCCUGGGGCUCUGCAAUAACUGCUGGGGUAAAUAGACAACUGAGAAGAUCCAUGACCAUCAGCACCUUCCGCUGCCAGAUUGUGAGAUCCGACCCUGUUUAUUUAACUCUGUUUGCCUUUCUCUAUACCACGGGACAAUGAGAGUAUCCAUUCAAUUCAAUUCAAAUACCUUUAAUGGCAUACAAAGAUCUAAGACAGCAAACAAGUCACUAUAAAAUUACAUAAAAUAUCAAAAGACAAUAUAUUUAUACAAAACUUGUAUGAAUCAUAAGCACACCCACUAAAACACAACCACUUUAGAAAUCACUGUAUCAAUAUCCUUUAACAGAAAACGACAAAAAGGAUAGAUUGUUCUGCUGUUCAAUAUGCAUUGGCAACCUCUCAGACAGCAUUCUUUGCAACUUAUCAUAUAAACGGCAUUCCAGAAUUAUAUGCGGGAUGGUAUCUGGGCAGUUGGCUCCACACAAACAAUGUCUUUCUGAAAAGGGGACUCGCUGGUAUCUCCCCUGAAGGACAUUGGAGGGAAAGGCAUCUAGUCUGGCCAACAUAAAGGCCCUACGACAGCCCGGGGUCUCGAGAUCAUAAAAGUACUGCAGAAUUCUGCCAACGUACGUAGUCAAUCCUAAUGCAGCUGAGGAGCAAACAAAAGGUUGGGCUGGAAAUAACUUCUGUUGCUCCCAAUCUAGUAGACGCUGCUUAACACAAUUAAGGAUAUAGGCCUCAUCAGACAUAAAUAAGUCCUCCACUGUUAGUCCCAUAUACUUAAAUUGACUCAGUAUUCCCGCUGACCACGCCCAGGAGUACUGAUCCCUUUUCAAAUAGGUUAAUAGACUACAAGGCUCGGCUCUAAAAUAAAUUUUGAACAACAGUGAGAGUAUUGAAGCAUGGGGGAAGGGGGAGAUUCAGUUUUCUGCAGCAUCUUUUAGCUUUAGAAUGCUUAUUUCAUAGAAUCAUAGAGUUGGAAGGGGCCAUACAGACCAUCUAGUCCAACCCAACCCCCUGCCCAGUGCAGGAUCAGCCUAAAGCAUCUCUGACAAGUAUUCAUCCAGCCUGUUCUUGAAAACUGUCAGUGAAGGGGAGCUCACCACCUCCCUAGGCAGCUGAUUCCACUUUUGAACUACUCUGACCGUGAAAAAGUUUUUCCUAAUAUCCAGCCGGUACCUUUGUGCAUAUAAUUUAAGCCCAUUGCUUCGGGUCCUACCCUCUGCUGCCAACUGGAACAGCUCCCUGCCCUCCUCCAAAUAACAGCCUUUCAAAUACUUAAAGAGAGCAAUCAUGUCCCCCCUCAACCUCCUCUUCUCCUAACUAAACAUUCCCAAGGCCCUCAGCCUUUCCUCGUAGGGCUCAGUCUCCAGACCCCUGAUCAUCCUCAUCGCUCUCCUCUGCACCCUCUCGAUUUUGUCCACAUCCUUUUUGAAGUGAGGCCUCCAGAACUGCACACAAUACUCCAGGUGCGGCCUGACCAAGGCAGUAUAGAGACGAGCUAUGACCUGCGAUUUCAACACUAUGGCCCCUUUGAUACAACCCAAGACUGAAUUGGCCUUUUUUGCCACCGCAUCACACUGACUGCUUAUAUUCAGUUUACAGUCCACUCUUACCCCAAGAUCCCUUUCACAUAUACUACUGCCCAGAAGUGUAUCCCCCAUCCAGUAUUUGUGCUUCUCAUUUUUGUGGCCCAGAUAUAAUACUGUGCACUUGUCUUUGUCGAAUUGCAUCCUAUUCACAGCUGCCCACUUCUCCAGAGUAUUCAGGUCUUGUUGAAUUUUAAUUCUAUCUUCUUGGGUGUUUGCUACCCCUCCCAAUUUGGUAUCAUCAGCAAAUUUAAUGAGCAGCCCUUCCACUCCUUCCUCCAGAUCAUUGAUAAAGAUAUUGAAGUUGUCGUCGUAUAGGUGGUUCCAUCAACAUCACAUGGGCAAUGACUAAAUUAGAAACAGUCUUCUAGAGGCUCAUCACUAUUGAGUGGUGGUCAGCUUGCUUUUUGAAUCUUCUGCCUCUCUUUUGUGUUGCUAUUUUAUUAAUAGAGGGAAAUGGGCAUUCAUCUCUUAGAACAGAAGCCCAAGUAAGCAAAAUCUCUGCCUGUUAAGGCUGCAGUCCUUCACAGAAUUAUUUGCACUGCACACCUGGAUAAAAUUUAAGUGGCAGUCCUCCAACUGUGGGCUUCUGUAAUAAGCCAGCAGCCCUAAAUGGGGCUGCUUCAGAACAACUAGUCUGGCUUCCAUUGCACUUCGUUUAUGAUCUUAGCCGGCAUCAUGUUGUGUUCUGUGGUAGCCCUUGAGUCUUGUUCAAGGCUAGGUUGUACAAUCAGCAGAAUUUGAUGGCAAAGCUUUUUCUGGAGUGUACCAGUUCAGGUUUUGUAUGUUUAAAACCAACAGGCAUAUAGACAGAUAGCAUGUCUGGCACAUGGUUACAGUCUGGCGAACAUCUGGCCAUGCUAGUUUUCUGUAAGCAAGCAUGUUUCCCAACAUACAAAUCCUUCUACCUCCAGUAUCACAACCCAUGGAAGACCCUUACUACUUGAUUCUAUUGGUUGUAUAACUUGGCCCUUUCUCCUGGGGUGAAUAUUUAAUUUCUCUGUACAUAGAGUGUUCUUAAUCCACCCAUGCAAUCCCAUUUCAAAGAGUUCUGUGGUAGUUUUGUUAUGAAACCAAACCAUUCCAUUUGCAGUUUCUUUUUUCUUUCAAAAGCAGCUGUGUACAUGAUGAGUGCAGAAUUGGCUGUGCCAGAUGUUUAACUUAGUUUUUCAAAUACUGUCAAUGUGAGGCUGAGUGGCAGCUUUGUUUUAGAAACAUUAAUGUGUUGGUUUCUCUCUCUAAAUAGUUCAGGAGGACUGAAGCAUUUCUCCCUUGAAAUCAGCAAUAUUUGGCGGGCUGCUCCAAAGUGGUGUGUGUCUUUCUAUGCUCACAGUUCUUUCUUGCUUAGAGAGACAAAGUUCAUCUCACAUUGCUCUGAUGGCAGAAAGUUUCACCAUGCAAGCCACAGCUUGGAAGAAGAGCUGAGAGACGACUUCGCCACAGCAUGGUCCUAUGUAGCUUCAGUCAGAAAUCCCAGUAAGUUCAAUGGUGUUUGCUUCUCCUGUGUAUAGGAGUGAGCACCAUUAAAUUUACUGGGACUUACUCCUGAUGACUUUUGGUUGCUUACUGGGGGAGAGGGGGGCUGCCUCCUGCUUUCUCCCCGAGGAGGAAAAAGAACAGAAGCCGCCACAGUACUCUUCUCCCCUCCCCUGCCAAUCAGUGUCUCGUAUUCUUGGCAUUUGUGGCUAUCUUGGCCAAAUACAUUGUUGGUUUGCUCUGACGGAAACUGCUGGUUUCCAGAGCAAAUGAUCAGCAGUUCCUUUGCAAAGACAGCUGUAAUUCCAGAGAAGGAGGCAGGGAGGCACAGCAGUCGCUCCUCCUUUUCCUUUGCAGAGAAGGUAGGGACAGGCGGCAGCAGCUUCUUGGAGGGCAAGAUAAACAACUUGGGCUGUGAUCUGACAUGCAGUUGCAGAGGAGUAAGCUCCACUGAACUCAGUAAGGCUUACUUCUGGGUAAACAGAGUCAUACUGGUUAAGUGGUGAUGAGGAAAUUUACCAGACAGAGGGUUGGCUGCAGGUGUCUAUUUAUAGUGCAUCUCUUUGUGUGUGUGUGUGUGUGUGUGUGUGUGUGUGUGUGUGUGUGUGCACGCAUGUGCACGCAUGCUUUCAGUCCUUAAAGGGUUAUAUUUUACAAACCAUGCACCUGUAAAGUUUUGUAGCAAUAAGAUGGAAGACUGAGCAAGUCUUUACCAUAAUUUUGUUGGGAAAAUGAAUCUGCUCAGUUCCAUAUUUCAUUAAAAAAACUUAAAGCCUGCAAUAUGAGCAGUUUCAAGGAAUAAAUAAAAAUGAAAUGUAAACCACAUUAAGUGCGUUGUCACGUGUACUGUGUGUGUAACUAGUGUGUUCAAUAUUCGAUUUGAAUUUUUCUACUGAAGUUUUAAGUCAAGAUUACCUGUCCUGUUUUCCUUCCUCUUAUUGCAUUCAAAAAUGUGUGUGAUGCUGAGAUAUUAUCGCAAGUCUGUUGAAAUUUUGAUGCACUUCUGCUUGUAAAGAGUCGGUUAAACACUGACAGCGGGGAGCGGGGAGGGCAAUCUGCGUGAUGAGAAGAGCAGAGCGGAGCAGGGCCACGCGAGAAGCCUGCCACACCUGCCGGACUCCACCCAAGCUGGAUAUGGAAUCUCUUGUAACACAACAUGUGAAAAAACGCAGAAGUUAGAAAAGGCUGUUUUUAAUUUCAAUAUUGUAAAUAUGAACUAGUUCACUUUGUGAUAUUAUUUAUUAAAU
Eublepharis macularius is the source of this 9804-nucleotide messenger RNA. RefSeq names its product recombination signal binding protein for immunoglobulin kappa J region (gene RBPJ). The coding region runs from base 40 to 1503 and encodes 487 amino acids. Lineage: Eukaryota; Metazoa; Chordata; Lepidosauria; Squamata; Eublepharidae. Gene Ontology annotation, biological process: Notch signaling pathway; regulation of transcription by RNA polymerase II. Gene Ontology annotation, cellular component: nucleus; MAML1-RBP-Jkappa- ICN1 complex. Gene Ontology annotation, molecular function: DNA-binding transcription activator activity, RNA polymerase II-specific; RNA polymerase II cis-regulatory region sequence-specific DNA binding. The transcript has 11 exons. The record is from RefSeq and is a predicted model, not a curated record.